Nelumbo nucifera (sacred lotus) is the source of this 1188-nucleotide messenger RNA. Its product is annotated as putative F-box protein PP2-B12. Gene Ontology annotation, molecular function: protein binding. The record is from RefSeq and is a predicted model, not a curated record. NCBI's taxonomy places the organism in Eukaryota, Viridiplantae, Streptophyta, Magnoliopsida, Proteales, Nelumbonaceae.
CUUCUAUUCCUGUUCCACUGUUAUCCCAUAUAUACAGAGCCAACAAAUGGCGGACAAUCAAAAUUCAGAAGACGAGGCGAGAGAGAGAGAGAAUAGAAUGGAAGAAGGGAGUAGCAGCACAACAGUGGGUUUCUACGCCUUGCCGGAGGGUUGCAUUUCGAAUAUCAUUUCGCUCACGUCUCCACAGGAUGCGUGCCGAUCGUUGGUGGUCUCAUCAGAGUUUCGAUCGGCGGCAGAUUCAGAUGCCGUGUGGGAGAGAUUUCUGCCGUCUGAUUAUCGAGAUAUCCUUUCAAGAUCAGCCUCUGCAGUGGAUUUCCCAUCGAAGAAAGACCUCUAUUUUCACCUCUGCGAUCACCCCAUCCUCAUCGACGACGGCCAAAAGAGUUUCGCAUUGGAAAGACGCAGUGGGAAGAAAUGCUUUAUGAUUGCAACCAAUGAGCUUUCCAUUGUAUGGGGUUCUACUCCCCAGUAUUGGGCCUGGAGAUUCCACCCUGAAUCCAGGUUCUCAGAGGUGGCUGAACUCUUGGAAGUUUGCUGGCUUGAAGUCCAUGGCAAGAUAGAGACAAGAAUGCUGUCCCCGAGAACAAUUUACGGAGCUUACCUAGUUUUCAAGCUGGCGGAGAAUAGAAGAGGCCUUGACAUUCUCCCAGCAGAGCUGUCCGUGAGGUUUGCUGGAACUGAGGGCGGAGACGUCCGCAGUGUGUAUCUGGAUCCUCAAUCGCCUCGCCAGCCGUAUCAUAGAAAUAGAAUGACUUUCAGCCAGCUACUCCGCCGUAGGUUCAGCCUGUUGCGACCGCCCAUGUUGGAGGGUCGACAGGAGGCACAGUACCCGCAGGAGAGACAAGAUGGAUGGCUGGAAAUAGAGAUGGGUGAGUUCUUUAACGACAGAGGAGAAGAUGGGGAAGUGGAGAUGAAUCUCAUGGAGGUGAAGGGUGGUCACUGGAAGUGUGGUCUUAUUAUCCAAGGAAUUGAGAUUAGGCCUAAACAGAUUAAAUAAACAAACAAUAUGUGCUUUUCUUUUGCUUUGAUCUGUAUUAUAUACCAUAUACCUUUUCAUUCCAAAUCCAAUGAAUGUUACAUAUGGGAAUUGAACAAUUAUUGUUUUGACAGAAUCAAUGUAAAACUUAGCUAUAUCAUGUGUUUAAACAGAGUAAAUAAACAAAUAAUAUGUGCUUUCUUUUGCUCUUC